Molecule: messenger RNA, 4920 nt
Organism: Haliotis rufescens (red abalone)
Lineage: Eukaryota; Metazoa; Mollusca; Gastropoda; Lepetellida; Haliotidae
Product: serine/threonine-protein kinase Nek4-like
Exons: 18
Coding region: 457-2901 (814 amino acids)
Biological process (GO): protein phosphorylation
Molecular function (GO): ATP binding; protein kinase activity
Source: RefSeq, a predicted model, not a curated record
UGCACAGCGAGUGUCCAUAUUUCAGAAAAGCAUCACUGGCAACAAGCGAUAUGUUCGUAGACAAGUGUCAGUUUGAAGAAAAUGCCAGUGUUCGCAGUCUCAUUUUUAUCUAGUUUGCAUGUAAUCGGUAAAUAAUUCAACGGGACGGGAGGAUUUUACCAGAAACCGAUGACAUCAUCAUGUUAAGAUCACGUAAACUAAAUUUUAGUAUCUUGUCUACUUGCCAAAUAUUUAUACAAUGGUCGUAAGUUGUCAUGUGUUGCCUGGAGUCUUAUGGAUUGAGAAAUCCUCUGAAUAUCGUAUGACUGAUAUUUGUCAUGGGUUUUAUACAGCUGUCAUGAACACCAUAUACUCAAAACAUAAAAUGGGAAGACAUUAGUCAUUUCUUAAGUAAUGUUUAUAUUGUGGUGUUUAUAAGAAGCAUUUGAUAACUAGAAAAACAACUAAGAAGCCAAAAUGUCACUUGAUGAGUUUGAUAAGAUGAAAGUUGUUGGUAAAGGAAGUUAUGGAGAGGUGUGGCUGGUUCGUCACAGGAAAGACCGAAAACAGUAUGUGUUGAAGAAAAUGAACUUGUCACGGGCGUCCAAAAGAGAGAGGACGUCUGCCGAACAAGAAGCUAAGCUUCUGUCCAAACUGAAACAUCCAAACAUCGUGUCAUACAAAGAUUCAUUUGAAACACGAGAAGGAUAUUUGUACAUUGCUAUGCAAUAUUGUGAAGGAGGUGACCUCUACACAAAACUUAAAGAACAGAAAUGUGUGCUUCUUGAUGAAAGACAAGUGGUGGAGUGGUUUGUACAGAUAGCUAUGGCGAUGCAGUAUAUGCAUGAAAGGAAUAUACUCCACAGGGAUCUGAAGACACAGAAUAUAUUCUUAACCAAGAGUAAAAUAAUCAAAGUAGGAGAUCUUGGUAUAGCAAGAGUGCUAGAUAGUUCAAAUGAUAUGGCGACAACGCUGAUAGGAACGCCCUACUAUAUGAGUCCUGAGCUAUUCUCCAAUAAACCCUAUAACCACAAGUCGGAUGUGUGGGCCCUAGGCUGCUGUGUGUACGAGAUGGCCACUCUGAAACACGCCUUCAAUGCCAAGGACAUGAACUCCCUGGUGUACAAGAUACUGCGAGGCAAGAUGCCAGCCAUGCCAAAACAGUACUGCACCGAGCUGACAUCACUGAUUAAACUGAUGCUGCACCAGGAUCCAGAAAAGAGGCCCAGUGUUAACAGGAUACUCAGGGAUCCCUACAUUAAGAAGAAUAUUGCAAUAUUUUUAGAAGACACAAAGAAAAGUAGUCGACGCCCGUCCAAUUCGAGACCUCCGUCCGCCUCCGGUACAAGGCCUAGCUCCGCCUCCUCCAGUCGGCCAACAUCUGCAGAGUCUCGCCGCUCACUGCCAUCUUCCAACAACAACCUUCCCUCCGUUGUGUCGCGGGAUGUCAACAGCAGGCCGCCCCCUGCAGUCAGGGACAACUCAGACAGCAGGCCAACCCCAGCUGCGAGGGAAUACGUCGACAGUAGAGCACCUCCACCUGCAGAGAGGGACAACGUCGACAGUAGAGUUCCUCCUGCAGCGAGGGACAUCGACAGUAGACCACCUGUCAACAUACCAGUGGAAGCUGAACCAGGAUACGACAGAGGCGCUGGUGAUGCUCCGGUUGUGGCUGAAAGGAAAUCAAGUCACAGUCGGAAACCCUCUGACGCAGGUCGCCCUGACCUCGAGCCCAUCCGAGAGAAACAUGAGGAACGCAGCAUGCAUUCAUCAUCAGGGUCAUCGGAGUCGCAUGACACCAUCAUACCUAAGACAGUCAAAGAGCCAAAAAAGUCUCCAAAGAAAGAAAAGGCAAAGAAGGAAAGCUACCUGCGAAGGAAAGUGGACAGUGCUAACAAGUCAUCAGCAGAGUCGAAGCCAGAGAGAUCCGAAUCCACAGCCAGUGUCAGAUCAGCAGCCAGUAACUAUAGCAACAGCAGCCGGAGCAGCAUGACACCGCGACCGCUGCCAGUGCCGAAGGUGGAGGAGAGCUCAGGACUUCCCCAGAAGAGGGAGGAGUUGAGGCUGAAGGAGUCCUCUAGCUCGUCCUCCAAGUCCUCCAGUGUUUCCAGCUCCAAGGAGGACAACGCCAACAUAGGAGACCUGGAGACUCCCAGGAGUUUACCCAACUUGUCAGCCCGUCAGAGACGCAGACAAAAGAACCCAGCUGCCGUUUCUCUAGAGCAACCGAAGUCAGCAAGGAUCCGAUUGGUUGAGAGGAGGUCAUCUGACAAGGCUGAGAGGAGCAGGGAGGGUCCAGUGAGGUCGAAGCCCCUCCCAAAGAAGGCACCCCGGCAGCCAUCUAUCGACGCCGAGUCCAGCAGCUCCUCAGAGGAGGUGACCCGGUCCACGGACAGUGACAACAAGGAGAAGCAGAAGCGCAGCAGGUGGUAUGUUGACAUAUUGCUCAAUGACACGGGUGUGCCUUGUGAUGCUGACGUCGUCAACCAUAGGGAGAACAAGGAGAUGUCCAACUUCAUCUCCCUCCUCAACACCACUCUGAAGAUGAACAAGCAGGAGGACAAGUCGGAUGAUGACAGUAACGACAUCAUCUCCCCCAGCAAAGUGAACGGCAGCAACCACCCUCCACCUGAACCUGUAGAGCCGGAGCCGGAGGAGCCUAUACACAGGCCAUCAUCUAUGCCAAGUGUUGAAACGCUCACAAGUACAAACAGAUUGAUGGAAAGAAUACGUCUUUUACAAAAGGAUUGUGUGACAGGCGUUGGCUAUGACAUGCUGAAGAAAGCCUACAAAAUACUGGAACGUAUUGAAGACGAUGAAGUCGAGCCCCGCCUGGUAGAGUUGCUUGGGAAGGAGAAAUUUGACCUGUUUGCUGGCAAAAUCUGGCAGCUCAAGUUCUGUGAAGAGUCCCUCUUCUCAUAGCACCAACUGGUAGAGGUGGUCUACUUGGAACCAACCAGUGGAGAUGUCCUACGUAGAACCAACCAGCGGAGAUGUCCUACGUAGAACCAACCAGCGGAGAUGUUCUACGUAGAACCAACCAGUGGAGAUGUCCUACGUAGAACCAACCAGUGGAGAUAUUCUACAUAGAACCAACAGCGGAGAUAUUUUCCAUAGCACAACCAACCUGCCAUCAUGCAAACCCUUGGAGGUUGGACAUGCAGCAUCCAGUCUCCAUCUACGUUGACACAGGAGGUCACCUUCAGCGGAAAUCAAAGGUCAUCAGGUCACCAGUUGGGGUGAUGAGGAUAUGCAUCUGUGUUUUGACAAUUUUAUUCUGUUCACCAUCUACAGGAACAGUGUAACUGCAGCUGGGACUUAUUAUUUCACAGAUGAGGGCAAUGCAAGACAUAUCCACAUGUUCAGACAUGAGGACAUCAAAUAUAUCUGUAUAUAAACCAGGUUGUGAUAUUCUGUAGUAUAGAUGCAUUCAACAGUAUACCCAAGCAUUCUGCAUUCAUGAAGUAUGCAAGUCACAUGUGAUACUGUCAAUGGUCUUCUUGUUUCUAACUGUCAAACAUGUUGAUAUGGGCAGGGUUUCAAAUUAAGAGGGGUCCUUGAUUUUUGCUCCUUUGGUAUUUGAAUCUGGGGAUUCGGGCUGGGAUGAGUCCAAAUUUAUGAGCCGGGUACCCACCCCCUAUGACCCAACCCUAUGACCCAACCCUAUCCGGGUACACGCUGUAGGCCUCAAGAGAUAUUCAAGAGACCCUUUCAUCACCGAAGCUUCAUAUUCGAAGUAACAUCACCAUCUCAAUAGCAUGUAUCACUUACUUGGCACAACAUUUCCAACAACCAAUCAAAAUGACUCUCUAAAUGAGAGUUCUGCAUGAAUCUGCAUUAAUAUUAAUCAAAUUGCAGACUCAUCCUGUUACCAGUUCUCAAUAUAUUUAGUCGAAUCAAAAGAUUUGGAAAUGAACUUUUUGCUGGAAAAGAUGUUUUCUUGAGUAUCAACAUAGGAGGAGGGUAGUCAGACUGCCGUCAGGCAUCCCCAUUUGUAUGUGAGACGGUAGUGAGGAUAACGUCACUUGUUUCAAUCAUGGAUUACAGUGUUCAUUCUGAGGAGCCAACCACACUUUGGUACACCUGAUUCCCAGCCCUGUUAAGUGGUGUUCUGGAUGCCUCAGUGUAGUACCCUUUAUUUUUUAUUUUAAUUUUUGAAAGAGUCAGGAAAUACACUGUACACUGAUAUGACACAAAAGUUCUUAAAUUGGAUGCCAAGAAAAACGAAGUCAUAUUCCCGACACCUAGAAGCAUCAUCACUUUUAGUGUUGUGUCUUGUCCUUUGAACCAGACUCAAACUGAAGCUAUGGUUUGAAAUGGUCCAGGGUUUUUAUCAUUAUAGAAUGGCGAUAAAACACCCUGGAUAAUCGAGGAUGAUCAAUAUUGAUAUAAAAUUUAACAGACCUUGUCACAUGUGUGAUAGCUUUCCUUACAUAUCAUUUUUGGAACUAGUGCCUCGUGAGUUGAUUUCUACCACUGCAAGUGUAUGUUUUGCAUUCACCAUCAGAUCAUACACUAAAGUGACAAAAACGUAUUUGCAUCAUUUCAUAGAUCAUGGCUAUAUUUACACAUCUCUCCGUCCAGUAGGUACAAACAUUUGGCUGUCUGUGUACUGUGUCUUGGAUUUACUUUCCCAUGGUUACAACAGCGCUCAUAGUAAGUAGAUCAUCAGUUUAAUGUGAUAGUGGUUGCUCUGGGAUGUGUGCCUUUAUUCCCACAUGUCUAUAUUUCAUAAGAGAAAUAUUUUGUACGUACUGCUUAUACCGCCCUUUUCCAUGUCGGUCUGAUUGUUUGUGACUGGUAUGUCUGCUUACAAGAUUAGAUAUUUCCUGUAAAUGUUAAAUUCCUAGUUGCGUAUUGACAACUGUGAGGACAAUCUAUGCAGUAGCUCCCUGCGUGAACAGCCAGGGGAAGUCGUUCCAUCCUCACUGAAAAUGUCCA